Messenger RNA from Hevea brasiliensis (rubber tree), 993 nucleotides. RefSeq names its product proteasome subunit beta type-6-like. NCBI's taxonomy places the organism in Eukaryota, Viridiplantae, Streptophyta, Magnoliopsida, Malpighiales, Euphorbiaceae. Gene Ontology annotation, cellular component: proteasome core complex. The record is from RefSeq and is a predicted model, not a curated record. The coding region runs from base 130 to 825 and encodes 231 amino acids. Gene Ontology annotation, molecular function: threonine-type endopeptidase activity. The transcript is spliced from 8 exons.
CUCAGGGACAACGAAUAGGCUUGAGGGGGAAGUCAGGUUCCCAGGCAACAAAGAAAAAUAAAAACAAUUUUCUGCUUGCUGCUUUGCUCCACUGAUCUGCAAUAUUAAUCUUUUCCUUUUACCAAGCUAAUGGAUCUCAAGGCUCCUCACUCAAUGGGUACCACUAUUAUUGGCGUCACCUAUAACGGCGGCGUCGUCCUGGGUGCUGACUCUCGCACCAGCACUGGGAUGUAUAUCGCUAAUAGGGCAUCGGACAAAAUCACUCAGCUCACUGAUAACGUCUACAUUUGUCGUUCUGGAUCGGCUGCAAAUUCCCAAAUCGUUUCUGACCAUGUGCGUUACUUUCUUCAUCAGCACACAAUACAGCUAGGUCAGCCUGCAACAGUCAAAGUUGCUGCAAAUCUGGUCAGGCUAAUAUCUUAUAACAAUAAGAAUAUGCUAGAAACUGGCCUAAUUGUUGGUGGCUGGGACAAGUAUGAAGGUGGUAAAAUUUAUGCAAUUCCUCUUGGUGGAACAAUAAUAAAGCAGCCUUUUGCUAUAGGAGGAUCUGGCUCUGGUUACUUGUAUGGAUUCUUUGAUCAAGCAUGGAAAGAAAAAAUGACCAAGGAUGAAGCUGAGCAAUUAGUGGUGAAGGCAGUUUCCCUGGCCAUGGCAAGAGAUGGUGCUAGUGGUGGUGUUGUUCGCACAGUAAUUAUUAACUCGGACGGAGUGAUAGGAAACUUCUAUCCUGGGGACGGACUUCCACUGUGGCAUGAAGAGUUGGAGUCUCAUAAUUCAUUGUUGGAUAUUCUAAAUGCCUCUGGUCCAGAGCCAAUGAACAUAUGAUGAAGUGAAAAUGCGCUGCCAUAUUUUAGUAUUUUCGACAGUGGAUUGGCUGCUACAAUUUAUUAUCUUUUUUGCCUGCAUCCUAUAUUCUCGGAUAGGAAUUCUAAUGGUUUCUGUUCAACUUCGAACUUAAACGUAAUGGGCUUCAGACUAAGACUUGAGGUUUUA